Oldenlandia corymbosa var. corymbosa is the source of this 2226-nucleotide messenger RNA. The record is from the annotation of a GenBank genome assembly. NCBI's taxonomy places the organism in Eukaryota, Viridiplantae, Streptophyta, Magnoliopsida, Gentianales, Rubiaceae.
AUGUUACCGCGGUUCCUCCGAGCCUCGAUUGCCGCCGUGCGGAACUUCUCGGCAGAUGCAGCCGCCGUGAGGGCGAAGCCGGCGUCAACCUCCGAUGGGUUAACCAGCGGCAAGAACGUCAACAACGGCGUCAGAGACACGCUUUGCCGCAGGAUACUAGGUCUGGUGUAUACGAAGCGUAGCGCCGUCAUCGCCAUCAACAAAUGGAAAGAGGAAGGACGCAAGGUCCAAAAGUACCAGCUUAAUCACGUAGUUCGAGAACUCCGCAAGUUUAAACGCUACAAGCAUGCGCUUGAGGUCUGCGAGUGGAUGCAAAUUCAAAAAGAUUUGAAACUACUGCCAGGAGAUUAUGCCGUCCAUUUGGACUUGAUUGCCAAAAUUAGAGGUGUCAACAGUGCAGAAAAGUUUUUUGAAGAUCUUCCUGAUAAUAAGAAAGACUACACAACGUGCAGUGCCCUUCUACAUACCUACACCCAGCACAAAGAAUCGGUUAAGGCAGAGGCGUUGUUUGCUAAAAUGUCGGAACUUGGGUUCUUGAAGCAUCCUCUUCCUUACAAUCAUAUGUUGAAUUUGUACAUCUCCACCGGCCAAAUGGAAAAGGUUCCAGAUGUCAUCCAGGCAUUAAAGAGGAAUGCUUCACCAGAUGUGGUCACCUACAACCUGUGGUUAUCCGUGUGUGCAUCGCGGAAUGAUGUAGAACUCGCUGAAAAAGUGUUCUUGGAGCUACAGAAGGAAAAAAUAGAUCCCGAUUGGUUGACUUACAGCACAUUAGCCAACUUGUAUAUUAAGAAUUCACUUAGGAAGAAGGCAGCUUCCACUUUGGGGGAAAUGGAGAAAAGGGUCUCCAAGAAAGUUCGGGGUGCUUAUUCCUCCCUCAUUAGCUUACACGCAAGCCUGGGAAAUAAAGAUGAGGUUUACUUUAUCUGGAAGAAGAUGAAGACCCUGUUCCGCAAGUUAAAUGAUUCCGAGUAUAUGUGCAUGAUUGCAUCGUUAGUAAAGCUCGAGGAAUUCAAGAAAGCAAAGGAGCUAUAUAAAGAAUGGAGAACCGUUUCCCCUACUGGUGACACUAGGGUUCCUAAUAUAAUUCUCGCUGCAUAUAUAAAUGGGAACCAGAUGGAAAAGGCCGAGAAAUUUCACAAUCAGAUGGUGGAAGAUGGUUUCACUUCUAGCUAUACCACUUGGGAGCUUCUAACUUGGGCUUACUUGAAACAAAAGCAGGUAGACAAGGUACUUCACUGUUUCACUAAAGCUAUUGGCAGUGUGAAAAAAUGGAAUUUUGAUGAAAAAAUGGUUCGAAAAAUAUUUGAGGUUCUUGAAGAAAAUGGCGAUAUUGAGGGAGCAGAAAAACUUUUAGUUACUGUUCGCCGUUCUGGAAACUUGAAUACAGAUAUAUAUAACUCGGUCCUGCGAACUUAUGCAAAGGCUGGAAAAAUGCCACUUGUGAUUGCUGAAAGGAUGAAAACCGAUGGUGUGGAUUUGAACGAGGAAACUCAGCAGCUCCUAAAACUCACAAGCAAAAUGUGCAUCUCUGAAGUUCCCAGCUCUUUUACGUUGUUUUUUUUAAUGGCGGAUGAAAAUGGAAAUGUGGACAAUCUUGCUGGUUUUCUUGAGGAUGGAAUGCCAUGGCUUCUUCCCACAGAUGUUCUCGAUGAGCUUUUGCCUACGCCGUGUGAUCAAAAUAAGUUGGCGGAUAAUCAGAAGCACCGCCAGCGCCAACCGAAACGCCUUCAUUCAAGACCACCGUUGACAGCGGCAGUGGCAGCGGAGCCACCACAUCCUCACCCGGGGUGGGAUUCUAGCCAACCAAGGCCUCAAAGAACAAGAAAUGGGACGAAUACGAAAGUGACAGUAGGUGGACCAGGAAUGCAGGUUGUAUUCUUAGAUUCCGGCAAGCCACGGUCCGGCGGGACAGGUGUCUUUCUUCCCCGGCGAGCUGGAACAGAAUUUCAGCCAUCCAAUAAGCCUGCCUGUCCACCUGUUCUUCUUCCAGCUCGUGUUGUUCAAGCUCUCAAUCUUAAUGUCCACAAACUGUGUUCACAACCACAAAAGCCCCGACAAGAGUCCGUCGGCAAAAAAUCCAAAGGUGGUGGCGGCGGCGGCAACGGUAACGCCGGCAACUUGCUGAAGGUUAAAAACAACGACAAUAGUAAUGAUGAACCAUUAAGGGAAGUAGAAAAACAAUGGUCUUCGCCGGAGGCUUUCCUACCCAAGGAGUGGACUUACUAG